AUGGCCACUACCAUGACUUCGACCGAAACACAGGCAAUGGGCCAGCGACCAAAGGCUACAGCUAAGAUCCGCAAGCGAGCCCCCAAGGCGUGCCUCUCAUGUCGAGCCCGCAAGUCCAGAUUGAAUGGGAUGCCAGAGAAACCUGCUCCGUUGACCAAGGAAGAACACAGCUUGAACCAAGACCGACCCGAGUCUGUCAACAGUUACGGAUCCCAUGAUGGUGAUCGAAGAGACAGCGUCAUGACUGAGCCAGCGAACCCAACACCUCAAUCUCAUCAACACCCAACCCGACAGGCCCGAGCUUCAUAUAGCGCACCUCAAACCAACCACGCGACUUUGUUGAAUCACUUCCCCAGCGGUAAUAACAACACUUGGUCCCACGAACCCCAAAUCGGCAUGACAUCCGAUGUUGUCUAUUCCUACUAUCCUUUUCUCACAAUGGGAAACCUCCCCAACAUUCCUCCUCAAGACGUCAACUUUCUUGAGCUUCAAGGCUGUCUGCGUGUACCCACUCGAACCAUGCUCGAUGAGUUCCUCCAACAGUACUUCCUUCACGUCCAUCCAUUAUUGCCGCUCAUAAAUGAGGGCGACUUUUGGGAUCUUUAUUGUCACAGUCCCGGUUCCGGAAUGCCCACAGAACGUAUGUCCUUACUGCUAUUCCAGGCGAUCCUGUUCGCCUCGUGCAACUUUGUCUCUCGCACCACCAUCAAGGCUCUUGGGUUUCCCAGCAUUCGUGUUGCAAGAGCUACAUUUUACCGACGCGCCAAGCUUCUAUACGACUUUGAAUCCGAGUCAUCGCCCCUCUCUAUCGCCCAGACCGCGCUCCUGCUCUCCUUCUGGGCUCCCUCAUCGACCCGCAACCCGAAUACGUCGUGGCUCAGUCUCGCGAUCCAGCAGGCAAAGAGCGCCGAAGCGCAUCACUAUGCCGCUAUGCCCGUAUUCUCUGCCAUUACACACCCGAUGCAACACCGAAAGCAAAAUAUUCUCAAGAAGGUCUGGUGGUGUUGCGUCAUUCGAGACCGGACCCUAGGCUUGUUGAUGAGGCGACCCAUCCAGAUCACAAAAGGCCACUUCGAUUUCGACUCUAAUCCUGUACUGGGAUUUGCGGACCUCGAAAACGAGUUUACGAGAUCACGAGUGUACAACCCCGGGACAAAGAAGACUCUCGCAGAGAUCUUGGCACAGCUGGUCGAACUCUACGUCGUCUUGACCGACAUCCUCAUACUGGUCUUCCCUCUAGACGACGCCCCUGGUUGGGGAAGACAACUGAGGCCAGAGGACGAGGGCAGGAUUAAAGAAUGCAAAACCUCUCUGAGACGUUGGUACAGGUCAGCAACGUCACGGUUCCCUCUGUUCGGUGGGAGUCCCCUCUCCCGAGGCGGUACCGACAGCAGAAAGGAGUUCCAACACGACUCCGUCAUUCUAUAUACCAACCUCAUGUAUAUGUACUAUCACUCUUCACGUGUUGUGCUAUCCCACCAUGAGAUUCUCCAACUGGCUAUCCUCCAGGCGAUACCGAAUGGCAACAACGCUAUGACAACAACUAGAGGCCUAUCUACGAUCAACGAGAAUCGCCAUGAGCUUCAGGAUGCUGCUUCAGGCGUAACAGAGUGUCUUAAGGAGCUUGUUCACUUGAAGCUUGCCCGUUGGCUUCCGAUAUCCGCUGUGGCCUGUACUGCCCUCCCUCUGAUCCUUAACAUUCUGGACGUCAAGCUCUCGGCGCCUGCAAAAGACCCCAGUCUCGACUCAAACGCAGCAUCAGCCUUGAAGCAGCACCGACUCAACAUUCUAAUUGAGGCGAUGAAGACGUAUCAGCCCCAAUACGACGGUGUGGACUGGGUCAGCGAGAUUGUGCGGCACGUUGUCAACCUUGCGCAGUUGGACAACACAAACGCCCAGGGAAACCAAAACUCCAAUAUCACAGACUGGACCGACAUUCUUGCCCUUCAACCAAGUUCGUAUCUGCGUCUGGCGUUGGCAUUGGACGUAAGCCUUAGCAAAGGCCGGCUGCCAGAAGAUGGAGAUUUUCCAGUGAGCCUCCGCGGUCUCUUUGUGGGCGGCUUCAGUCCCCUCAAGGCUCUCAUCGAAGCCAAUCGAACGACCCACCCGUCUAAUGGCUUUGGGCCCAGGCUAGGGGUGCCCAUCAAUGGAGAUUCGGGCGCCAUGCGAUCUGAUGCUGCGAAUAUCGAAGCUCUGCGUGACCAAGUUAGAUCUCAGAUGGCGGCGAAUGGGCCGACAAACACGAAUGCUCCCCCCUCGGAGGGAAUCCAUGGCCUCGGCAACUACGGGGUAUUUCAAGUAGAAGACGAGUCACCGAGCGGUACAAGCGAAUUCGAGGGCAUGUAUUUGGAUGGACCAAUGCCAGACGUCUCUGCUGAAUGGAUAGAGACUCUGUGGGAUGAAAUGGGUAACACGGAUGAUAAAGCGGAUAGAGACAUUGCGCGGAUGCUACUGGGAGCGCUAAAAGAGGGUGAUGUCGGCGAGACCAUGGUAUAG
Molecule: messenger RNA, 2496 nt
Organism: Ilyonectria robusta
Lineage: Eukaryota; Fungi; Ascomycota; Sordariomycetes; Hypocreales; Nectriaceae
Product: fungal-specific transcription factor domain-containing protein
Exons: 4
Coding region: 1-2496 (831 amino acids)
Biological process (GO): DNA-templated transcription
Molecular function (GO): zinc ion binding; DNA binding
Source: RefSeq, a predicted model, not a curated record